Molecule: messenger RNA, 2517 nt
Organism: Stylonychia lemnae
Lineage: Eukaryota; Ciliophora; Spirotrichea; Sporadotrichida; Oxytrichidae
Source: the annotation of a GenBank genome assembly
AUGGAAGGUAUUAAUGGUAACGGAGCCGGUGUAGGCGGCUAUGGUUUUUCAGCAAGACCCUAAGUUAUUGCAGGCAAACAAGGCGGGCCUUAUAGAGAUCCUUAUAGGGAAUACAUAAAGAUUGCACCUUAAAACAUCAUGUAUGAUAGAAGAGUUGUCCGUGGAAAUACUUUUGCUGCUUUAGUCAUUCCAGUUAAUAUGCAGCCAGACCCAGCCCUGAUCGAGAAAUAGAAACAAGAAUCAAUGUAUAGACAAUAAAGACUAGAGUAGCAUAGAAAGCGCAAAGAAGAUGAAAUGACAAGAAUGCAAUAAAUGCAAGAGGACGAGCAGAGAAGGCAAAUGAUGGACUUGCAAGGUUAGAACCCUUGGGAGGAUUUGAGUGAUGUCGAUAAUAUCGUUGAUGAGAGAGAGCUUGAACCUGAUUACUACAUUGAUAGACCAGUAUUCUCAAUAUAUUUUUUAUAAAUUUAAUAGCCUUCUCCAAUUUUUCUGCCCAACCCUGAAGGAGAACUUAAGGGGAUCCAGGUGCAUGAUAAAGAUCCAGAUCUAUUUGACUUUGAUCUAGAGGUUGAGCCAAUACUCUAGGUCCUUGUUGGAAAAGCUUUAGAGCAUGCCUAGAUUGAGAUUAUUGAGGAUCACGAAAAAAUAGAGCUUGAUAAGCACAAGAAGAUGUUCUUUCAAAUUAGAGAAGCUGAAUUAAUGGAGACUCAGAGAAUGGAAGGAGCUAGGAAGAGACGUACCGAAGAGACUGAAAGAAGAAAUCUUUAGCAGAGAACUGCAAAGAACCAGAGGAUCUGGGCUGAGAGAAAAGUUGUUGCUAGAAAUAUGGCAAAAGAAUAUCUUAUGUUAUUCAAGAGAGACACUCUUAAGCUAUUGGUAGAUCAAAGUCUUCUCAAGAGACCAAGAGAGUUCUCAAUUCAGAGCCACUUUAUCCCACAGCUAUACAAUCAAAUAUCCUUUGAUAUCAAUAACAGAAGAGAGCAACUUGAUAACCUUGAUUCACUGCUGAAUUACACCAUGAGAAACAAUGCCAAAUCCCACAGAGACUCAAUGAUUAAGGAGUACAAGAGGAGAGAGGAGAAAAAGAAAGAGCAACUUAGACUUCAAAGAGAGAGAGAGGAACAAAAAAGGAAGAGGAGAGAAGAAAGAGCAGCUGCCCGAGAAAGAUUUAGAAUCCAACAGUUACUUGAGAAGAUCUAAACUCAGAUAAUUGGUUCUGCAUCAUUGGAGGAAUAUAACCCUUAGAUUAAAAUCUACGAUGUCAGAGACCCCUCUGCCAAGAAAGACGGUAUCUUCCUUAUUGGAGGUUUCGUUGGAGAGCUUAUCAUUACUUUCACUUGCCUGCUAGAUUACAUUCUAGCCAACCCAUAAAACCAAAACUUUGUUUUCACACAAGAGUAAGUUGAAGCUUAUCUUAAAGAUUUACUUGUGCAUGAGAACUUUGCUGAUGGUAUUCUUACUCUGCACUUGGCUAGAGAUCCAACAAUUAAGGAAAAGGAAAAGAUCCCAAACUCUGCCAGAGGAGAUUCACACAGAGAUAACUCAAGGGAAAUUCCAACUGAACCUAAUGAAGAGGAGAAAGUAGAAAGGUUAGAUAUUGACGAUGAUGCAUUUAUGAAAUUUUCACUCACAAAAUCCAAUAUAACUGACUACGGUCUUUCAUUCUUCUUCGAAGUGCUCAAGGAUCUCGUCAUCAGUAAAGAUUUUAUUGAGACUCUGUACAGAGUAAUCAUUAAGAUUGCCAGAACCAAACUAAAGCCAAUUCAUCCAGUCCCUGAAAUGCCUUAACCUGAUGCAGAAGGUAAUGAACCAAGUGAAGAAGAAAAGACUGUCGUUCAAAAGAGAAUUGAAGAAGUAACUAAGCUUAAUAAUGAAAACGAGAAGUUCAAUGAUGAAGUCCACAAAAUCCAAUCAAAGGUUAAGAUUGCUUACAGACCUUUGAUAGAUAAUGCAGUUAGAAAUGAAUGUGCACUUUUGAGAGUCAACAAUCACAGAGAACCAAGAUUAGAAGAUGUUGACCCCAAUAACUCUAUUGAGUCUUUAUAUAACUCAGCCGCAUAGUAAUAAAACGCUCAAGCUGCUCAUUCCAAAUAAUCAUCAAUCUCCAAUAAUAAGCAAACCUCUCAAUAGAAUUCUCAAAGAGACUAGCAUCCUCCUGCUGAUAAGGAUGGCUCAGAUUAAAAUGGUUCAGCUCUUGAUAACUUCCAGAUUGAGGAUGUGCCAUCUAAAAUGAUCCUCCUAAACCCAUAAAACGAAGAGAAGGAUAUCAACCUUAUUGUUUAUCACUCAGAGGCUCAAUAUGCUGCUAGAAAGCUUGUCAUUGAAAUUGCUAAGAGACACUUUAAGGAACUUGAGAAACUUAACCUAAAUGCCGUACUUGCUCACACUGCCUAAAAAUCAAAACAACUUGAUGAAAGAUUUGAAGACCACAUUGUCAGAACUCUAAAGUUUGGAAGAGGUUGCCAAUACAAUGACAGAAAUUUGCGUAUCACAUGGAAAACUUUCCUUCAAAACUGA